CUUGUUCCAUAUACCUUCCGUUUCCUGUUUUUCAGUAUUGUAUAAUCCCUUGUUUUAUUGUGGUAACAGAGUGAUGGUCCUGCUAUGUGGGUUAAUGGGUCUGGCUCAAGAUCAAUGUUAAGCUUGUUUUUUGGAAUUUUGUACUGUGCUCAUCUAUUGUUAAGGUUUGGUGAUGUUCUCGUCGACUACGUGAAUGGCUGGCAGUGCUGACCUUACUCUCCCUUCCACCGGGUCCAAAAGCGCGAUGAACAACAAUUCAGAAGCAAGGGGGUUACUAAUGGCGCCUAAAGUCCCAAAGUCAAUACCGGUACUACUGUCAUCACAAGCUGAGGGAGAAAACAUUCAUCGGAGGCCACGUGGCAGGCCAGCUGGCUCAAGAAACAAGCCCAAGCCGCCCAUUAUCAUCACCCGGGACAGUGCUAACGCCCUUCGAGCUCACGCCAUGGAGGUGAGCUCUGGAUGCGAUGUAAGUGAAAGCUUGGCUAACUUUGCACGGCGGAAGCAGCGAGGCAUCUGCGUGCUCAGCGUGACUGGCUGUGUCAUGAACGUCACGCUGCGCCAACCGGCCUCAUCAGGGGCAAUUGUGACCCUCCAUGGCCGGUUUGAGAUACUGUCACUGCUCGGAUCUAUCUUGCCUCCGCCGGCCCCACCUGGGGUCACAGGCCUAACCAUUUACAUUGCAGGGGCACAAGGUCAGGUCGUUGGUGGGGUUGUGGUGGGGGCACUUAUUGCUUCAGGACCUGUCGUAAUCAUGGCUGCAUCGUUCAUGAAUGCCACUUUUGAUAGGUUGCCAUUGGACAAUGAUGAAGUGGCUGCUGCUGCUGCAGUGCGUCAGCAGCAGCAUCACAUCGACGUGUCAGAUAUUUAUGGGGUGCCACAAAACAUGCUAGGAAAUGGGGCACUGCCACCGCAAGUGUAUUCAUGGGCACCAGGGCGAACACUGUCAAUGACCUAGCUUAGAUCAGUUUGGAUAGGUCUAAAGUCGUUCAUUUCAAUUUGACAAAUGAUUUACAAAUGUGUUGUUUUUAUUAAUAUUUCAGUCAUGGUUGUAUGCAUUUUGGAAAUUAUUAGAAGUUACUUGAGUAACAUAUUAUAGCUCAA
Messenger RNA from Camellia sinensis, 1101 nucleotides. The record is from RefSeq and is a predicted model, not a curated record. NCBI's taxonomy places the organism in Eukaryota, Viridiplantae, Streptophyta, Magnoliopsida, Ericales, Theaceae.